Cygnus atratus (black swan) is the source of this 1074-nucleotide messenger RNA. It is a transcript of the gene TSPAN13, whose product is annotated as tetraspanin 13. Lineage: Eukaryota; Metazoa; Chordata; Aves; Anseriformes; Anatidae. The coding region runs from base 1 to 612 and encodes 203 amino acids. The transcript has 6 exons. Gene Ontology annotation, cellular component: membrane. The record is from RefSeq and is a predicted model, not a curated record.
AUGGUGUGCGGGGGCUUCGCCUGCUCCAAGAACUGCCUCUGCGCCCUCAACCUGCUCUACACGCUGGUAAGCCUGCUGCUGAUUGGAAUUGCAGCAUGGGGAAUUGGCUUCGGCCUCAUCUCUAGUUUCAGAGUUGUCGGAGUGGCAAUUGCAGUAGGCAUCUUCCUCUUCCUCAUUGCCCUAGUCGGAUUGAUUGGUGCAGUGAAACAUCAUCAAGUAUUGCUGUUCUUUUACAUGAUUAUCCUUUUGCUAGUCUUUAUUGUCCAGUUUUCUGUCUCCUGUGCCUGUUUGGCACUAAACAAGGAACAGCAGAGUCAACUUCUAGAGGUGGGAUGGAAUAAUACUAACAGCGCAAGAACAGAUAUUGAGAGAAAUCUGAAUUGUUGUGGAUUCAGAGUCUUUGAUCCGAAUGAAACCUGCUCCUCUAAUUGCUUUAGAAGUCACCAGUGUCAACCAUGUGCACCGAUAAUAGAAGAGUAUUCUGAAAUGGUGCUCAGAUUUGUUGGAGGCAUAGGACUCUUUUUCAGUUUCACAGAGAUCCUGGGAGUCUGGCUGACCUAUAGGUACAGGAACCAAAAGGAUCCCCGUGCAAACCCCAGUGCAUUUCUUUGAUAAGUUUAUAAAAGACUGAAUCUUCUCUCUGCACCCUCUACUUCAAAAUACUAGACCCAUAGUUUGACACUUCCCUGUAAUAAGCAUUCUCCAUGUACCCAAAAGAAAACCUUUUCCAUAAGAAGUUUGCGGUUUUUAUCUUUAAAUUCCCACUGUUUUUCUUAAAAAUCUCUAUUUUGAAGUAGAUCGGAGUAUUCAGUAGCUGGGCAGAGUCAGAAUAAUUCUGUUCUGACUUCAGUAGUUGGUGUGGUGAACUCUGUUCAGUGAGUUUUGUAGCACUACUGGCUUCUCUGCUGUCCAAAAAACCAGAAAGUAUUUUCUGCUGUAUUCACUGAUUACAAAAAUUCACCUAAUUUCUCAUUAAAAUGAUAAAAAUUACGUGGUGGGUGUGUUAAGCUGUAUGAUUUUAAGAUUUAUGAUGAGUUCUAGUCAACUUUUUUGUCUUAGUAAUGUUCUCCCAUU